Messenger RNA from Dunckerocampus dactyliophorus (ringed pipefish), 1605 nucleotides. Its product is annotated as zinc finger protein 134-like. NCBI's taxonomy places the organism in Eukaryota, Metazoa, Chordata, Actinopteri, Syngnathiformes, Syngnathidae. Bases 239 to 1516 code for a protein of 425 amino acids. The transcript is spliced from 5 exons. Gene Ontology annotation, cellular component: nucleus. The record is from RefSeq and is a predicted model, not a curated record.
AGUGUCCUUGGUCUGAACGCCGCCUCUGACGCCAUCAAUAGUCGACAAACCGGGAAGUAAAGGGACGCGAAGGCGCAUGCGCACAACGAACUGAUUAAUAUUGAAGGCUCAUGGCGGAAACUGGCGGCGGUUCCAAAUCAAAACGUCGAACACCUGUGCCAAACAGCCAAGUACGACAUUCUUCUCUCCCUGGAAGCUUAAAAAAACUGCUUUGACAUAUCACGGAAGAGAUUUGGCGAUGAAGGGCUUGACGGAAUUCCACUCGCAGCUUGCCGCAAUCAUGGAGGCUCUGACCCGGGCCGCCGUGGCGGAGAUCAGCCACCUGGUAGACGAAAGCUACGCCGUCCUUCAACUGGAGAUAAGCCGCAGUCGCCAGGAGAACGAGGCCCUGAGAAGGAAGCUGGACCAAAUCGAGACCAUCGUCGCUCGGGGUCACGGCGGUGGGGGGUUCGCCGUGCUGGAGCCCGGCAGCCAGGAGGACCCCUCUGGGGUAACCCGGGACUCAACUACCCUGUGUGUACCAUCAUUAAAAGUCGCCAAUUCACAAAGCGGUGGGAGGAGAAGGGAGCCAGGCUUGUCAUCCGCACCAGCAGCAGAGGCGAGUGAAGGGGAUAUUGUGAUCAAACAGGAAGUCGCCAACUACUCCCCUGGCCAGCUGCUUGUCGAUGAGUGUGGAGUGGUGCUGCAGCCAUCGGCAGAUGACACUCAAGGAGGGCCCUGUGGCACAUCCACUACCCCCUCAGCUGAUCUGAAGCCUUGGGAAAAAAGUGAGACACACCGGGUCGAGCCUCACAAUUCUGUCAGUGUUCCGGGGUCUCCGAGUCUUGCAGGUGUCGCCGGGGACGUCUCAGACAUGUUUGAUUUGCCCUCAGAGUCAGACGAGGAAGUCUUGUCUGCAGCGGCAAGGAAAGUAUCGGUCUUAGCACCAAGAGGUCUAACCACCGGCGAACUGAACCAGGCUGACUCUCUUCCCGGCUCACGGCCCGACACCAACGAGGUGGACCUCAGCUCUCUGUGGGCCAAUCAGAGCCUGGCGAGCAUGCUGGCCAUCUCUCACAGGCAGCAUCUGGAGCCGGACCACCGGCCGAUUACGUUGGAAAAAAUGUCUGACUUGACCACAGCUUUUCCUUUAGCGCUGGGCCUGGCGGCGCACAGGCUGGAGGCUCGGGACCAGAACCACCACAGCAGGGACAGGCGCUUUGUCUGCAAAUACUGUGGCAAAUGCUUCACAUCCUCGCGCAGCCUCGAGACACAUGUGCGCGUUCACACUGGCGAGCGUCCGUACAGCUGCAGUCAGUGCGGGAAGCGCUUCACACAGUCGGGCCACCUGAAGACCCACCAGAGUGUCCACACGGGUGAGAGACCCUUCGGCUGCCAGCACUGCACCAAGAGGUUUGCUGGCAAACAGAACCUCCGCAUCCACCUGCAGAAACACCACCCUGCAGAGCCAGCACACCCCACCCCCCUCCACCUGCAGGAAGGCUGGCCGUUUGCAUCACCGAGGCUGGAAGGGUGAGUCUCCUUCCUGGGGCGACUCGCCAAAAUAAAUGUACUGACGCUUCUGUGUGAAACCUGAACUCUGUGAAGGAACACUUGAACUUAUUG